ACGUAUCAACCUGACCUGACGGAACAGGGAACGGAGGCUGUAAUUCUCAUCUUCGGUUCUAUAAAUAAAAAAACAGAGAAAUAUUUAGAAGCAAAACGCGUCUGCUGUGAUUAAAGCAGCAAAAGUCCAAGAUGAUCCACAGUCUGUUCCUGGUGAACUCCUCGGGCGAUAUCUUCCUGGAGAAGCACUGGAAGAGUGUGGUGAGCCGCUCGGUGUGCGAUUACUUCUUCGAGGCGCAGGAGAGGGCCAGCGAGCCGGAGAACGUUCCUCCGGUGAUCCCGACGCCGCACCACUACCUCAUAAACGUGCUCCGGCACCGCAUCUACUUCGUGGCCGUGAUUCAGAGCGAAGUGCCUCCUCUGUUCGUCAUCGAGUUUCUGCACCGCGUCGUGGAUACGUUUCAGGACUAUUUCGGUGUGUGCACGGAAGCAGCUAUCAAAGACAAUGUGGUGGUGGUGUACGAGGUGCUGGAGGAGAUGCUGGAUAACGGAUUCCCGCUGGCCACCGAGUCCAACAUUCUGAAAGAGCUGAUCAAACCUCCAACCAUCCUGCGAACAGUCGUCAACACCAUCACAGGUAGCACCAACGUUGGCGAGCAGCUCCCUACAGGUCAGCUCUCGGUGGUACCGUGGCGACGAACCGGAGUCAAAUACACCAACAACGAGGCCUAUUUCGAUGUGGUUGAAGAGAUCGAUGCUAUAAUUGAUAAGUCGGGUUCAACAAUCACAGCAGAGAUUCAGGGAGUUAUUGAUGCCUGUGUGAAGCUGACAGGAAUGCCCGAUCUGACUCUCUCGUUCAUGAAUCCCCGGCUUUUGGACGACGUAAGCUUCCACCCGUGCGUCCGUUUUAAGCGGUGGGAAGCCGAGCGGAUUCUGUCCUUCAUCCCUCCCGACGGGAACUUCCGCCUGCUCUCCUACCACGUCAGCUCUCAGAACCUGGUGGCCAUCCCUGUGUACGUGAAGCACAACAUCUCGUUCCGUGAGGGCAGCUCCCAGGGUCGCUUCGACCUCACUCUCGGACCCAAACAGACCAUGGGCAAGGCCGUGGAGUCGGUGUUGGUGAGCAGCCAGCUUCCGCGCAGCGUCCUCAAUGCCAGCCUCACUGCUUCACAGGGCACCCACACCUUCGACCCUGUUACCAAGCUUCUGUCGUGGGACGUCGGAAAGAUCAACCCUCAGAAACUACCCAGUCUGAAGGGCACCAUGUGCCUACAGGCCGGAGCCUCCAAACCCGACGAGAACCCCACCAUCAACAUCCAGUUAAAGAUCCAGCAGAUGGCCAUCUCAGGUCUGAAGGUAAAUCGGUUGGACAUGUACGGAGAAAAAUACAAACCCUUCAAAGGCAUCAAGUACAUGACCCGGGCGGGAAAGUUCCAGGUGCGGACCUAGAGGCCGAUCCGUCCCCGCGCUUCGACCGUCGCGGGACGUCACGGCGUGAAAAGGGGCGAUUGAAACUGACAGUGUGGGUACGGACGGGUGUUAGGGACUGGAAAGGAAUUGUGCAUCCAAAAUGUGCUGGUUUGUAUCGUCUUACACACAUCGGGUCUGUCCGAAAACCUAGUGAGCCGCCCUGCUGCCUCGGUACAGAGGGUUUUAAUAAGACGUCAGACUCAUGAGGCAGAUUAUUUAGACGCAGUACUUACACUAGACGCGAUUAUAUCACCGCGGUUUUAGCCUCAGGACGUUCAAACCGUCUCCCUCCGCGUCCCGAAAACGCUUAAACUGCCCCUGACGCCCCAAUUUACAAAUAAACGUCACUCGUAUUAUUACACCUUUAUAUGAAUUAAAAAUAAAGGAGAAUUUAUUUACAUUUGUAGAGAACUCCAUUGGUUGCUCCGCACACAUAUUCGUCCGCCACGUUUGUCGUAUUUUGUGAGAAAAGUCGCGCUCCCUCGUCUUUCAGUCAGAUCAUCACUCAGAAUUAAGGCGCCUCAGUAGGAGCAUUUUAAAGUAUCUAAUCAUUUAGACACGCCCUCUUCUCGGGAGCGUAGGAUGGUUUUGGGACAGACCCUUAAUUUUGAAUCCGGUUUCUGUUGCAUCUCACGUGUUAGCCUGUCACUCUUUGUAGCGUUUCGUCCAAUACGGCGAGCGCAUGUUCAAUUUCACAGGGAAGUGGACAUGCAGUCAGAGACCUGUAAUGACCGGCUCUACACACCGGUGCUGUAUUCCAAACCGUGUGCUGUUCUUCUACUUGUUAAUCACGUUCCGCACCUCGUCCAGGUUCCAAAACCCAUCGACCCUCCAGGUCCAGUGAUGUAAUGAGGAUUAAUAGUGUGCUGGUUUUACUGUAGUUAAUUAUUUAUUAUGAUAAAUCUGCACUAAUCAUAAAGGAUUUUUUGUUUCCUGCGGGUUUGUUCACGCAGUGUUUUGUUUGUUCUUCUGUUCUCUGAUGGAUUCACUGGUUUUGCAAAAUAAAAUACCUAAAAAAGCU
Messenger RNA from Trichomycterus rosablanca, 2430 nucleotides. It is a transcript of the gene ap3m2, whose product is annotated as adaptor related protein complex 3 subunit mu 2. The transcript is spliced from 9 exons. Gene Ontology annotation, cellular component: clathrin adaptor complex; cytoplasmic vesicle. The coding region runs from base 132 to 1388 and encodes 418 amino acids. Gene Ontology annotation, biological process: intracellular protein transport; endocytosis. The record is from RefSeq and is a predicted model, not a curated record. NCBI's taxonomy places the organism in Eukaryota, Metazoa, Chordata, Actinopteri, Siluriformes, Trichomycteridae.